AUGGACCAUAUGCUACCGAGUCCUGGGGCGAGCAACACUUUGUCAUUCCCCCAGGAAACACUCCAACUAAGAGAAUUUCCACCCUUGACCAGUACCGUCAGCUACGCCGUCCUAGGAGACUACUGGAACGGAGAAUAUCACUCGGGAAUUACGCUUUUGGCAAAGUUUGCAGACGUUGGUGGUGAGACGAACGAAAGUCACGAAUGGUUGGAACUACGACAAUCGGAAUCCAAGACAUCCAUCGACAAUGGCUUCGUGGAUAGACUUCGGUACUCAUCAGUCACGAAUGUAGAUUCCAUCCUAUCUCUACUCAUAUGCAUGUUGGCGUGUGACCGGGUUUGGAUUUAG
Molecule: messenger RNA, 348 nt
Organism: Exophiala spinifera
Lineage: Eukaryota; Fungi; Ascomycota; Eurotiomycetes; Chaetothyriales; Herpotrichiellaceae
Exons: 1
Coding region: 1-348 (115 amino acids)
Source: RefSeq, a predicted model, not a curated record